AUGUUCCGCACACUUGUCCGCAGGGCCGCAUCGUCCACCGUCCAGGUCGGCCGAUCCGCCGGCACAAGCGCUCCCUCAACCGUACGAUCCCGUAUCUCGACUCACAUCACCGGGCUCGACGUCCACCCCGCUCCCCUCUCGGCCCUCAAGGAGACCUACGAGUCCACUCUAUCGCUUCUCAAGACGCACCCGGAGAACUCCGUCUACAGGCAAGCCACAGAAGCCAUCACCAACCACAGACUGGCAGUGUUGCAGAGCAUUCAGGGAGCAGAGGCAAAGGAGGCAAAGAGUUCAGACAGCGAAGAGGCCAUUGCCAAAUUCGAGGAGCAGAUUGAUGAGGGAUUGGCAGAGGAGGUACUGUCACAAGCACAACACGAGAUGGGUCUGGCUGCAAAGAUGUUGGACUGGCAACCAUCGGAAGCUCUGGAGCACCCAGCACCUCCCGGGCAGUGGGUCUACUUCAAUAUGAAGGAUGAGCAAGAGACACAAUAG
Microstroma glucosiphilum is the source of this 492-nucleotide messenger RNA. RefSeq lists its product as hypothetical. The record is from RefSeq and is a predicted model, not a curated record. The transcript has 2 exons. Gene Ontology annotation, biological process: respiratory electron transport chain. NCBI's taxonomy places the organism in Eukaryota, Fungi, Basidiomycota, Exobasidiomycetes, Microstromatales, Microstromataceae. Bases 1 to 492 code for a protein of 163 amino acids.